Moesziomyces aphidis is the source of this 3309-nucleotide messenger RNA. Lineage: Eukaryota; Fungi; Basidiomycota; Ustilaginomycetes; Ustilaginales; Ustilaginaceae. The record is from the annotation of a GenBank genome assembly.
AUGUCGGACCGUGCUGUGGAGUACAAAAACACACUGCCUUUCCAGGCCUCUGAAGGAAAGCUCGAAGUUCGCCAUGCAUCAGCCGUACCUUCAGCAUCUGUAUUCCAAGGGCUGGAUGCCUCGGAUCAAGACGACGCUUUGGCUUCACAGCAUGCUCAGCACGUGCAGCCUCUGUCACCAUUGACGCUAGGCGAGCUUGGUCUUCAGCCUCCCGAAACUCCAAGUGCUUUGAUCGAUAUCACACCAAGCAAGACUGCCAUUGUUCACAGCAGCACAUCUCGCAACGACCGGUCUGCGACUAGUCGCACUCAUCUGAAAGUAUACAGUACCGCUCCACUAGCAGGACCCGGCGGGCCAGAUGCAGACUCCAGCUUCAACGGAAGGGCGCAAACAGGAAAUGCAUCUCACUUCACCAGUGGUAUGGCUUCGACAGAUGCAUCCGCCAACGCGUCUUCCGAGAGCAUCGAAGAUCCCCUCCUCGCCAAAUUCCUCCAGAGUCUCAUCGAUGACGGUUCGACAUUGACCGAACCCACCUCAACAACGGAAAGCUAUAACAAUGCCGAGUCUUCACCGCCGUCGCUCCUUCCCACCUCUACUGCUACAAGACCAGCUUUAACCUUGGAUCGCUUCCCUUCCAUGCAGCUUACUCCUCCCAUGCGAAGGGCCGUUUUACAACGGACAGCCCUUGCCAACACUGGUUCAGCGCCGAAUGGCUAUGGUCUGCUACCCGUACAGAACGCAAGAUACAUGGCUCCCUUCUUGUCGGCCGGAGUUGCUGCUGAGCAUGUCCCAAGCGCUACUACCUGUGGCGAUGCGACGUCACAAUCUUCGUCGUACCCUCUGGCGUCCUCCGGCCACCUCUCGACCAUGUCAGAAUAUCAUCUCAGCCUCAAGCAAUCGGAACGAUGCCACGCUUCACCCAAGAAGGGAAAGCGCAUAGUCUGCUCGGGACUUGAAGACACCAUUCGCGAUCCUUCCGGAAAGGAGCAACAGCCAGGCCUCGCUUCGAAACCACCUUGGUCACUCGAUCUUGCAAGUCUCUCGCAGCUGGCCUUACCCCAGGCACCACCUCUACAGCCUCUCCACCGAUACCCAUCGCAGAUCCUCGAGAGUGAUGGACGCUACGAUUCGGAUCGCGACAUGGAUCGCGACUCGGAAGCUGGAUUUCAGCUCGGCACCAGUCCAUCUCGUGUCGACGGUUCGAGCGCUUCUUCAAAGGCGGCUAAUGUGGACAUUCCAGAUACAGAGCCCUUCUCGAGUGACGCUGCUAUCGGACCAGGCGAUUCCGGUUCUCGUUCGUCGGUGACACGCGCGCUUUCCUUGCAGAAGAACGCCGAUGGCAGUCGCACGACGGAAAGCGCACCGGCGUCCGCCAAUACAGGCAACCGUGCGGGCCGAUUGCACUCAGUCCCUGACCCGAUGAGGGUAACAAGUGGGUCAAUCUCUUCGCGAGCUGCGUGCGAAGCCUCUAGCGGAAAAGCUGGCCUAUCUGCUCGGACCAGCAGCACUUCUAAAAGCAAGCCUACCACAACAACCGUACCCGACCCGUCAGGGAAGGCUUCCCAGCAUUCUCCUACUUGUCAAGAUCGUUCCGCCAGCGGUACCAGCUCGAACUUCACACGCAAGGUCCUCUUCGACUUUAUCCGACGAACCAACCUGCAGAAACCCGUCAUCCCGUCCUCGGCUGGUACGAUUCGGUCCUCUUCUGACUCGUUCGCGGGAUCAGCGGACACUUCACCGGUGGAGCCGCUCUCCAAAAAAUCGUCCCGACCCCUAUCUUCUAGCUGGCCGUCUACGGUACCUGCCGAGCUUCAAGCACAUCUUCAGAACUGGCAGCAACAGCGCAAAAGGUCGAAGCCCAGCUCAGCAAGUCAAGAUGAGGCGGCGACGUCAUCCCCCUCCGGCCACACGUGGAGAGCACAGGCAGGCAAGAUCUCGCCACCGAGUCGGAAGGAGAGGAAGGAAGCGCCGUCGAAUGCGCGCAGAGCGAUAAACAGCGAGCAAGAAAAGAAGACUCAGAGGCAGGAGCAGUACCAGCGGCUGCUCCAGCGACUCCAGGCCCAAAUGCGCUCGAGCAUGCAGCGGGAGAGGGAUAAGAAGAAGCAGAACAUCCAAGAGAUGGGUAUGGGAGGAGGCGAGGAGAAGAGAGAAUUACGCGACGUCCAAGAGCGGGACUGGAAGCAGGAUCCGUCUGCAAAGAUGGAUCCUCACGGUCGUCCAGAUAUGGCAGGUCAGCACCAGCAUGGAGCAGACGGCAGCAAUACCAAGCCGACAUCGUCAAAAAGGAGCUGGGACGACGCCGGCCUGUCGUCGCGGUCGAAUCAGAAGAACAAUCGCCAGAGCGAGGAUACGAAGGAUGAAGCUCCCACUCCGGCGGAUCAGCUUCAAGAGGUCGUUUUGAACCAAGUCGCUGGGCCAGCCGGUCAUUCCACCCUGGUCAUCGGUCCGUCGGACAUCCCUACCCAAGCUCGAAAGAUUCCACAAGCAGCAGAAUGGGCUGAUCCAGAACGAAAACUGUCGCCAAAGAAGCCAGCCGUAACGUCUCGAGCGAUCGAGUCCCCGUUUCUGCUGCCGAGCUCUUCGUAUACUCAAUAUCAGCAGUCGACGCCACAUCCGACAUGGGGGCAGCAAUCAUCCCUUCCCUUAGGCAGCUUCGAGUGGAGCCAUGCGUGGAUUUCCUCUCCUUUUGGCGCAGCUGCAUAUCCAGGCACGCCGCCCAUGUUGGGUCCGCCGGGAUUUAUGAAUAGUGCGCUCACAGGGUCACUGGGAUACUCGCCCAGCCUCGAGCUCAUGCAGAGCCUGGCGUUGAAGCAUCCCAACUGGCGUCAAGACUUCCCAGCCUCCUUGGCACCGGCUGUCGUCGCGCGCGAAUCGUUUCCGACGAUGCCCGCGCUCAGCAAGGGGGCUCUAGAGACGGGUCUGUCGUCGGUCUUUGCAUCGUGCAUUGAUCCUUGCGCUAAAAGCUGCCUGACAGCGACAGAAACGACCGUGCCGUCUCCUGCAGGCGCCAAGCGGCCGUUCUCACCGGGAGACCGUGUGGUCUUCUGGGCGGUCAAAGGGACAGCAUCGGUCAAGCUCAAGGGUGUGGUCGAAAGUAUGACCGCUGAUUCGGCAGAUAUCACAGUAGAGACGGACGGUGACGAGUCUCUGAGAGAGCAAAACGGUCACGGAGGCGGAUUGGGCACACAAGCGGUCAGCCACCAGGAAGAACCGAUCACCACAUGCCAUGUCUAUCGCAACAUAUCGUGGGCCAACAUUGUGCCGCGGCAACAAGCGAUCGCACUACGGUUUCUGCGCGCCGACGAGUAG